Pogona vitticeps (central bearded dragon) is the source of this 1984-nucleotide messenger RNA. RefSeq names its product cytochrome P450 2G1-like. The record is from RefSeq and is a predicted model, not a curated record. Gene Ontology annotation, biological process: xenobiotic metabolic process; epoxygenase P450 pathway. Gene Ontology annotation, cellular component: cytoplasm; intracellular membrane-bounded organelle. Gene Ontology annotation, molecular function: heme binding; iron ion binding; oxidoreductase activity, acting on paired donors, with incorporation or reduction of molecular oxygen, reduced flavin or flavoprotein as one donor, and incorporation of one atom of oxygen. NCBI's taxonomy places the organism in Eukaryota, Metazoa, Chordata, Lepidosauria, Squamata, Agamidae.
UAAAACCCAGAGAACCCGAGGAAGAUGGGACAAGUGCCCACACUUUGGAAACAGACUCGAACUAGUUCUCUCCUCAGCCCACGGCAUGGAGUUCUCCAGUGCUGUCACCCUCUUCUUGGUCACUUACUUCUGCUUCCUGGUGGCCAUUUCUCUUAAGAAGAAUCUGACACAACGGGGCCAACUGUCCCCUGGCCCCACUCCCCUGCCUUUGAUUGGGAAUUUCUUCCAGAUCAAGUCAUCGGAAACCUUGAAAUCUCUCCUCAAGCUGAGGGACAAAUAUGGCCCGGUCUUCACCGUCUAUUUUGGAAGUCGUCCGAUUGUGGUCCUGUGUGGACACGAUGCUGUGAAAGAGGCCCUGAUAGACAAGGCAGACGAAUUCAGUGGGAGGAAAACCAACCCGACCCUGGAGAGGACCUUCCAGGGAUAUGGGGAGGCCUUUUCUAACGGAGCGCGCUGGAAGCAACUGCGCCGGUUCUCUCUCACCGUCUUGAGGAAUUUUGGGAUGGGGAAAAAGUCCAUUGAGGAGCGAAUCCAGGAAGAGGCCCAGUUCCUGCUGGAGGAAUUUAGGAAGACCAAAGAGAAGCCCUUUGACCCCACGUAUUUCUUCAGCCGGGCCGUCUCCAACGUCAUCUGCUCCAUCGUCUUUGGAGAUCGCUUUGACUACGAAGACAAAGAAUUCCAGUCCCUCAUGGAAAUGAUGAACAACAGCUUCCGGAAGAUGAGUGACACUUGGGCCCAGUUGUACGACAUAUAUGCCAACUUCCUGAAGUACUUUCCGGGACCCCACACCCAAGUCUAUGACAUUCUGGAAGAGAUGAGGCUCUUUAUUGCCCGGAGGGUGAAGCAGAACCAGCAUACCUUCGACCCCAACUGCCCACGGGACUUCAUCGAUUGCUUCCUCAUCCAGAUGGAAAAGGAAAAAGACAACCCAGCUACGGAGUUUAACAUCAAGAACCUGGAGCUCACCACCCUCAACCUGUUCUUUGCCGGGACAGAGACGGUCAGCUCCACCCUCAGAUAUGGCUUCCUGCUGAUGAUGAAAUACCCUAAGGUGCAAGCCAAGAUGCAUGAGGAAAUUGACCGAGUAAUCGGCCGUAGCCGGGUCCCCAACAUUGAAGACAGGAGCCAAAUGCCUUACACGGACGCUGUGAUCCACGAAGUGCAGAGGGUCAGCGACCUCAUCCCCAUGGGGCUGGCUCACAUGGUUAUGCGUGACACAGAAUUCAGAGGCUACCUCAUCCCACAGGGAACCGAAAUCUACCCGAUGCUCAGCACCGUCUUGCACGAUCCCACCAAGUUCAAAACCCCCAAUUCUUUCAACCCAGAGAACUUCCUGGAUGAGAACGGGCGCUUCCUGAAGAACGACGCCUUCGUGCCUUUCUCCUCAGGGAAGCGGAUCUGUCUGGGAGAAGCCUUGGCCCGCAUGGAGCUCUUCCUCUUCUUCACCACCAUCCUGCAGACCUUUCGGCUGAAGCCCCUCGUGGCCCCCCAGGACAUUGACAUCACUCCCCAGGAGAGCGGCUUUGCCAACAUCCCACCCUUUUACCAGUUCUGCAUCGUCCCACGCUGAGUGGGGAGAGACCAAAGCUGAUUCUCCCAGUCACUUGUAUUGAUCAGAUUCUGACUUCCACAGGGGCAAGACCAAGUUCUUGCUCUCUUUUCUGGUUCUUGCGAAUGUAUUGUAUUCAUAUGGGCAUGCAUGAGGAGUGUGUGUUUGUGUGUGUGUUUUCAAAAUGGCUGCUGUGUUUUACCCCUUCCCUCCAGAUGAGUCCUGUUGAACUGAUGUGCUCUUGGCAGCCAAAGCGGGAAGGGGGAAAUCCCGUCCUUCUUAAUAUUCCUUUGGGACCCAUCCUCACCUUUCCUAUUGUCUUCCACAUGCAAAGAAUUUGUUGCCUUUUGUACAGUAUAUUUUCCUCUAUAUAUCUCUGUACUUACAAGCCUUAAUAGUGUCUUGGAAUUAUAAAAUUAAAAGCAAUAUAUUUCA